Molecule: messenger RNA, 795 nt
Organism: Hemisphaericaspora subhashii
Lineage: Eukaryota; Fungi; Ascomycota; Pichiomycetes; Serinales; Debaryomycetaceae
Exons: 1
Coding region: 1-795 (264 amino acids)
Source: RefSeq, a predicted model, not a curated record
AUGAGAUCAACAGUUUUCACCAGUGUCGCUUUGGCAUUUGCUGUUUUAAGAAAUGCAUCAGCAGCAGAUGCUAAAUCCGUUACAAUUAAUGGAUUUGCGGACAAAAUUAUUGACCAAUCCCCAAAGUGUGCUAAGUCUUGUUUGGAAAAUUCAAGUAUCGACAACACUCCAUGUGACUCAUGGGAUACAUAUUGUUUAUGUGCUAUUGAACCAUUCGGAAACAAGGUUGCCAAAUGUAUUGCUAGUGAAUGUAGAGGAAGCGAUGUUGUUAGUGCUACCUCAUUAGCUGUUUCGGCUUGUUCAGCUGCCGGGAUGUAUGAGCCAUAUUGGAAUAUGCCUACCAAAGCUCGUAAACUGUUGGAAGUAGCUGCCACCAUGAGUCCAGAACCAACUGCUACCAUCAAUGGAUUUGCUGAUAAAAUUAUUGACCAAUCUCCAAACUGUGCUAAAUCCUGUUUGGAAAAUUCAAGUACUGAUAAUACCCCAUGUUCAUACUGGGACACUUACUGUUUAUGUGCCAUGGAACCAUUUGGAAACAAGGUUGCUAAAUGUAUCGCUAGUGAAUGUAGAGGAAAUGACGUUGUCAAUGCUACUUCAUUAGCUGUUUCAGCUUGUUCUGCUGCUGGUAUGUAUGAACCUUACUGGAACAUGCCCAGCAAAGCUCGUAAGCUGUUAGAAGCAGCUGCUACUAUGAGUCCAGACGGUUCUGCCACCCCAACAGCUACUUCAACAGCUACUCCAAUAGUUACUCCAACAUCCCCUGUCGGAUCUUGCAAAAGGAAGCGUUCUUACUAA